This is a messenger RNA of Hibiscus syriacus, 1355 nucleotides long. Its product is annotated as cell division protein FtsY homolog, chloroplastic-like. The transcript has 12 exons. Gene Ontology annotation, cellular component: membrane. Lineage: Eukaryota; Viridiplantae; Streptophyta; Magnoliopsida; Malvales; Malvaceae. Gene Ontology annotation, molecular function: GTPase activity; ATP hydrolysis activity; GTP binding. The record is from RefSeq and is a predicted model, not a curated record. Bases 85 to 1188 code for a protein of 367 amino acids. Gene Ontology annotation, biological process: SRP-dependent cotranslational protein targeting to membrane.
AAAACGACGUCGUUAGUAGGAUGUUAUCCACUCCGAGUCCCUUGCCUUCAUCUCACACAAUACAGUAUACCGAAAGCCAUAGAAAUGGCUUCUUCUACUCACUUCUCCCUCGCUUUCAAACCCUCACCGUCGCCGCUCUUUUCCAACUUCCCUCGAACCCGGUUCACCCCUUUCACAACAGCCAGACCGAUCGCUUCUCCUCCCAAAAUCCUUGCUAGUCAGACGGGGUUCUUCACUCGACUCGGCCGGUUAAUCAAGGAAAAAGCCAAGAGUGACGUUGAAAAGAUCUUCUCGGGAUUCUCCAAAACCAGAGACAACCUCGCCGUCAUCGACGAGCUCUUAUUAUACUGGAACCUCGCCGAAACCGAUCGUGUCCUUGAUGAACUUGAAGAGGCUUUAUUGGUAUCCGAUUUUGGGCCAAGAAUUACUAUUAAAAUAGUGGAAAGCUUGCGGGAAGAUAUUCUAGGUGGAAAACUUAAAUCAGGAAGUGAAAUAAAGGAUGCACUGAAGAAGUGUGUGUUGGAUCUCUUAACAACAAAGGGAAGUAACACCGAGCUUCAACUUGGAUUCAGGAAGCCAGCCGUGAUCAUGAUUGUCGGCGUUAAUGGAGGUGGCAAGACAACAUCACUUGGAAAGCUGGCUUAUAGAUUAAAGAAUGAAGGGGCAAACAUAUUGAUGGCAGCUGGCGACACAUUCAGAGCAGCUGCCAGUGAUCAACUAGAGAUCUGGGCUGAGCGAACUGGUUGUGAGAUAGUUGUAGCAGAAAAAGGGAAUGCCAAAGCAUCAUCAGUGCUUUCGCAGGCUGUGAAAAGAGGUAAAGAGGAAGGUUUUGAUGUUGUCUUGUGUGACACAUCUGGACGUCUUCACACUAACUACAGCUUAAUGGAAGAGUUGAUAGCAUGUAAGAAGGCUGUCGGCAAAGUUAUUCGUGGUGCACCUAACGAGAUACUACUAGUUCUUGAUGGGAACACUGGAUUGAAUAUGCUUCCUCAAGCUAGAGAGUUCAAUGAGGUCGUUGGAAUAACUGGUUUUAUUUUGACGAAACUUGAUGGUUCUGCUAGAGGGGGCUGUGUGGUCAGUGUGGUUGAUGAACUUGGGAUUCCCGUGAAGUUUGUAGGUGUCGGAGAAGGUGUUGAAGACCUUCAACCGUUUGACGCAGAGGAAUUCGUUAAUGCCAUAUUUUCAUGAGAAAUAUGGUUGGAAAAGUCAUCAGAUUGCCUGUUAGGUAUUUCAUUCAUUAAAGAUAUGUUUGGCCAAUACGUCAGGCUUCUAGAUGCAUAUUAUUUUAAGAACUCGGUCAGAAGAGUAUUUGUUGGCCAGCAAGUUGGGAUUAAACAGGUGGAUUAGACGCGUUA